This is a messenger RNA of Pseudoliparis swirei, 3510 nucleotides long. It is a transcript of the gene adgrg6, whose product is annotated as adhesion G protein-coupled receptor G6. The coding region runs from base 1 to 2367 and encodes 788 amino acids. The record is from RefSeq and is a predicted model, not a curated record. The transcript is spliced from 19 exons. Lineage: Eukaryota; Metazoa; Chordata; Actinopteri; Perciformes; Liparidae. Gene Ontology annotation, cellular component: membrane. Gene Ontology annotation, biological process: heart trabecula formation; cell surface receptor signaling pathway; myelination in peripheral nervous system. Gene Ontology annotation, molecular function: G protein-coupled receptor activity; laminin binding.
AUGAAUGCUCCUGGACGCUCCUGGAGGCUCCUCUUCUCCUGCCGCGUGCUGCUGGUUCACAACGACGUCACCAACGAGAGUCUGGGGGCCGCCGUAUCCGCCCGGCUGGCCGGCAGCGAGGGUCUCCUGGGGGCCGGCCUGCGGGUCCACGGGGCCUCCACGCAGGUCUCUGUGAUAGAGAACUGUCCCGAGGAGAAUCCGCUCCACUACCGCUGGCCUGAGAGCCGACCUGAGGUCACCAGGUCACUGCCAUGCUUCCCCAACAAGGACCAGAGCAGCUCCAGGACCUGUUUGAUCCGCCCCCAGGAGCUCUCCUCCUAUUGGUCCACGGCCGACGCCACCAACUGCACCGACAUCGACGACAUCGAGGUGUCGGCAGAAAACGCGGCGGAGGUGGCGGUUCAGCUCGCAGUCAUCACCAACAACGAGCUGUCCAAUGAGGAGGUGGGGGCGGGGCCAGUGCUGGGAGGGACUUCCUGUGAUGAAGAGCGACCUCUUCAUCUCCUCUUCUUCUCCUCCUCCUCAUCUUCUCCACUUCAUCAUCUCCUCAUCAUCUUCAUCUCCUCCUCAUCUUCUCCUCUUCUUCACCUCCAGGUGUCCAAAGUGGUGACGAAGGUGAAGCAGCUGGUGAACGUGGCGACCAUCAACAGCUCGCUGGCGUCCACCGUCGUCCUCAUCAUGUCCAACGUCAUGAGCUCAGGGGCGGCAACCGCCGCCACCUCGGAGAGGGCCCUGAAGACAGUCGAUAGGCUGGUUCAGAAGAUCCAGUUUGAGGGUCCGUCCCUCAGCCUGAGCUCCAGACACCUGGCGGUGGGGAUCUCCACCCUCAACACCUCCACCUUCACCGGCACCUCCUUCAGCGCCUUCACAGCUCCGAACACCACCGACCCACAGGUUGACUUCCAGACCCAGAGGCCCGACCCCCUGGCUCAGGUGGUCCUUCCUGCGUCUCUGCUGUCCGGUUCCUCCCUGAGUGAAGAAGACCUCUCGUCUCUGUCCCGGAUCAACUUCCUGUUCUUCAGCAGCACCAACUUCUUCCAGAAGCAGCAGGGCGGCCGCUCCCUGAACAGCUACGUGGUGGCGAGCAGCGUGGGGAACCGGUCCAUCCGAGACCUGAAGGACCCGGUGGAGAUCCACAUCGCCCACCUGUCUGAACACGCGCAGACACACCUGAACCCCGUCUGCAUGUUCUGGGACUUCGACAUGAACGGCGGGGCCGGAGGCUGGAACGCGGCCGGCUGCCGGGCCGCGGCCGGCUCCAGCAGCAGCCGGACCGUGUGUCUGUGCGACCACCUGACGCACUUCGGCAUCCUGAUGGACAUUUCCGGAGCGUCGCCCCACAUCGACCCGAAGAACAACAGGAUCCUGACCUUCGUCUCCUACAUCGGCUGCGGCGUCUCCGCCGUCUUCUCCGCCGCCACGCUGCUCACCUACGUCGCCUUCGAGAAGCUGCGGCGCGACUACCCGUCCAAGAUCCUGAUGAACCUCAGCGCGUCGCUGCUGUUCCUCAACACGGUCUUCCUAUUGGACGGCUGGCUGGCCAGCCUGCGAGCCGAUUGGCUGUGCCUGUCCGCCGCCGUGCUGCUGCACUACUUCCUGCUCACCACCUUCACCUGGAUGGGGCUGGAGUCGCUCCACAUGUACAUCGCCCUGGUCAAGGUCUUCAACACCUACAUCCGCAGAUACAUCCUCAAGUUCUGCCUCGUGGGAUGGGGACUCCCGGCGGUCUUGGUGGGCCUCGUGGUCGCGGUGGAUAAAACUUCUUACGGUCUGCAGCACUACGGCAGAGGACCAGGAGAGUCCUCCGAGUUCUGCUGGAUCCGGGCCCCUGUGGUCUUCUACUCCACCGUUGUGUGUUUCUUUCUCCUCGUCUUCCUGCUCAACGUCUCCAUGUUCAUCGUGGUGAUGCUGCAGAUCUGUGGGCGCAACGGGCAGAGGGGCAGCCGCACACUGAGGGAGGAGGUGCUGCGGAACCUGCGCAGCGUGGUGAGCCUGAGCUUCCUGCUGGGCAUGACGUGGGGCUGCGCGCUGUUCGCCUGGGGCCCGCUGAGCCUGGCCUUCACCUUCCUGUUCGCGCUGUUCAACUCCCUGCAGGGUCUUUUCAUUUUUAUCUUCCAUUGCGCUUUGAAAGAAAACGUCCAGAAACAGUGGAGACAAUUUCUGUGCUGCGGACGCUUCAGACUGUCAGACAACUCAGACUGGAGUAAGACGGCCACCAACAGGAAGCUGGGCUCGGACCACCUGGCCAAGUCACUGUCCUCCAGCUCCUCCGGCUCCACCACGGCCCACUGGACCUCCAGGGCCAAGGAGACGCUCAACCCCUUCAGCCAGAGGCACAGCAGCACAGAAAGCUCAUCCGUCCAAUAGCAAGAGGGGAGGACCGACGCAGACCAGCAGCCACCAGUGCGCCUCCUCCUCCUCCUCCUCCUCCUCCUCCUCCAGAGGCUUCUGCUCUACGCGCUCUGACAACUUCUACAAGAACGUGGUCCUGUCCGACAGCACCGGGUUCUAGACGGUUCUGGAUUCUUCAUCAUCUUCAUCUUCAUCAUCUUCUUCCUCCGGGCAGCUUCAGUGGCGGUUCACGGUUCCCUGAAGCAGAACUCUGGAACCUGGGAGCGCCCGCCAUGUCGGCCCUGGAGAACCUUCUGGUCCUCUGGCCUCCUAGAACCUUCUGGUUCUGGUCCUCCGGCCUCCUAGAACCUUCUGGUUCUGGUCCUCUGGCCUCCUAGAACCUUCUGGUUCUAGUCCUCCGGCCUCCUAGAACUCUCCACAGGAACUCAGAGUUAUGAGGAACUUUAAUGACUGUAAAUGUAACUUUCCCCCCACGGGUCACGUGACCACGUUCUAGGAGAUGUUCUAUAUGUUCUAGGAGAUGUUCUAUAUGUUCUAGGAGAUGUUCUAUAUGUUCUAGAAGAUGUUCUAUAUGUUCUAGGAGAUAUUCUAUAUGUUCUAGGAGAUGUUCUAUAUGUUCUAGGAGAUAUUCUAUAUGUUCUAGGAGAUGUUCUAUAUGUUCUAGGAGAUGUUCUAUAUGUUCUAGGAGAUGUUCUUUAUGUUCUAGGAGAUAUUAUAUAUGUUCUAGGAGAUGUUCUAUAUGUUCUAGGUGUUCUAUAUGUUCUAGGUGUUCUAUAUGUUCUAGGAGAUGUUCUUUAUGUUCUAGGUGUUCUAUAUGUUCUAGGAGAUGUUCUUUAUGUUCUAGGAGAUAUUAUAUAUGUUCUAGGAGAUGUUCUAUAUGUUCUAGGUGUUCUAUAUGUUCUAUGUUCUAGGUGUUGUAUAUGUUCUAGGUGUUCUAUAUGUUCUAGGAGAUGUUCUUUAUGUUCUAGGUGUUCUAUAUGUUCUAUGUGUUCUUUAUGUUCUAGGUGUUCUAUAUGUUCUCGGAGAUGUUCUAUAUGUUCUAGGUGUUGUAUAUGUUCUAGGUGUUCUAUAUGUUCUAGGUGUCACCAUGAUGGUCUCCAUCCUCUCGAGCCCCUGCAGCCGUGGGUCAGAAACCCUGUUUGUAUUUAUGACGUGAAC